UUUAUGCUUCAAAACUCAGCAGCGACACAUUAUUCGGUUUUGGACUUAAUGCAAUAUUAGACAGUACAUCUUCCAUUGUGGUAUUAUGGCGAUUUCACAGCAAAGAUCUUUACUCCGAGAGCCGAGAGCAAAAGGCUUGUUUGAUUAUAGCCAUUUUAUUUGUGGUGUCCAGCACAAGUUUACUGGUUAUGACCAUUGUAACAUUGGUCAAAGAAAACAAAGAAAAACAGCUUGUGACAUUGAGUAUACUGUCCCUGGUCAAUGGCUGUUCUAAUCUUGUACUGGGGAUUGUGAAGUGUGGUAUUGGGUACAAACUAGAGAGUAAAUCUCUGAUGAAUGAUAGUGUAAUCACGUUUGUCGGCGCUGUUAUAAGUUUUUCGGCUUUCCUAGCUAUAGACCUGUAUGAACAUAACUCAUCGCUUUGGUAUAUUGACAAUGUCUUUGGUGUAGGCUGCAGUUUAUUCCUGUACUUAUUUGCUCUUAGAUUAUUUUACCAGUUUUUCAGCAGGGGAUCGUCUGUGCAAUCAUGAAUGUUAACAUAUUUAACAUAUCAAACUGUCCCAGGAACAAGUCUUGUGAACAGUAUUUAGAGAUCAAAGUUUAUUAAAGACAUCUGGAAAUUUGUCAUAAAACUAGUAUUUGUUUUACAUUUAGUAUUGUCUGGCAUGCACUUUUCUUCAACGUAUACAUGCAUAUCAAUCAUGGCUAAAAAACAUGAUUUUAUAUUCCUGUACAU
This is a messenger RNA of Saccostrea cuccullata (small rock oyster), 736 nucleotides long. Its product is annotated as transmembrane protein 163-like. Gene Ontology annotation, cellular component: membrane. The annotation marks the transcript as partial. Lineage: Eukaryota; Metazoa; Mollusca; Bivalvia; Ostreida; Ostreidae. The transcript is spliced from 6 exons. The record is from RefSeq and is a predicted model, not a curated record.